Molecule: messenger RNA, 1584 nt
Organism: Somion occarium
Lineage: Eukaryota; Fungi; Basidiomycota; Agaricomycetes; Polyporales; Cerrenaceae
Source: the annotation of a GenBank genome assembly
AGCGAGGAUAUCAGAUGACCGAUAUACAACUUCUCUACCAACGGAUGCUAUUUCUAUCCCUCCCAAGGUAUCCUAAUAAUAGGUCUUCUCCGCCUGCUCGUUGGCGUUCCGGCUACUCGCACAGUCGCAACGGUGCAUUCUUGACAGCAACGCAAACCAGGUGUCUAGGAUAGUGUCCAGAAGCUUCAUGUGAACAUGUCCAGGAGGCCCAAUGUUUCAGCGACGAAGUCCCGCCGCGUUUCUGCCAUGCUGUCAAUAAGCUCUUCGAAACCUCGCCUUCUAGCAAUGGCGAAGCUCACUGCUAUUCUUGCUGCGCUCGUUGCGCUUAUUCCUUUGGCGUCCGCUCAGUCUCAAGAAUGGGGUCAAUGUGGCGGUGUUGGUUGGACUGGUCCGACUACUUGUGUCACUGGUACAUUCUGCAUGGAAUACAGCGAAUACUACUCGCAGUGCAUUCCAGGGACCGCAACCACUGCACCCCCAGCUACUACUGCACCACCAACCAGCAGCAGUUCCUCGUCAGCUCCUUCGUCCACUGCUACUGGCGGUCUUCACACCAUUGCUAAAGCAAAUGGAAAGCUUUACUUUGGAUCUGCUACCGACAACCCUGAGCUUAGCGAUACACCCUACGUUGCUAUCUUGGAUGACAACACUAUGUUUGGUCAGAUCACGCCAGGUAACAGUAUGAAAUGGGAUGCGACUGAACCAUCUCGUGGAACGUUCACCUUCUCUGGAGGCGACGUCAUCGCCAACUUGGCUAAACAGAACGGGCAACUUCUUCGUGGUCACAACUGUGUCUGGUACAGCCAGCUCCCGUCAUGGGUCUCGUCUGGCAACUUCGAUGCCGCAACUCUUACAUCCAUCAUUCAAACUCACUGCAGUACUUUGGUUGGCCACUACAAGGGUCAAAUUUGGGAUGUCGUUAACGAGCCCUUCAAUGAUGAUGGAACUUAUCGUCAAGACGUCUUCUACAACACUCUCAACACCAACUACAUUUCAAUUGCUCUCCAAGCGGCUCGAGCUGCCGACCCUGAUGCCAAACUCUACAUCAAUGACUACAACGUUGAAGGUCCCGGUGCCAAGUCAACUGCCCUUCAAAACCUCGUUAAGCAGCUCAAGGCCGACAAUGUCCCAAUCGAUGGCGUCGGUCUCCAAGGUCACUUUAUCGUUGGCGAACUGCCUGGUAACAUCCAACAAAACAUCGAAGCUUUCACUGCUCUGGGCGUCGAGGUCGCCAUUACGGAACUGGACAUUAGGAUGACACUUCCCUCCACCCCUACUCUCCUAGCCCAACAACAGAAGGAUUAUCAAACUGUCAUCACGGCUUGCAAGAACGUCGAGGGAUGUGUUGGCGUUACGAUCUGGGAUUAUACCGAUAAGUACUCCUGGGUGCCUCAGACGUUCUCUGGUCAAGGUGCUGCGUGCCCUUGGGACGCGAACCUUGCGAAGAAGCCUGCUUACGAUGGCAUUGUGGCGGGUCUCCAGGCAUAGACUGUUGUAUCUAUAGCUGUAGACGGGGUCUCCAAAAUGUAUUAUUAUCUCUUGAUUGUCGAGUUGCGUUGGCCUAGCUGAGUGUCUUCGAUACCA